Raphanus sativus (radish) is the source of this 2558-nucleotide messenger RNA. Its product is annotated as protein STRUBBELIG-RECEPTOR FAMILY 4. NCBI's taxonomy places the organism in Eukaryota, Viridiplantae, Streptophyta, Magnoliopsida, Brassicales, Brassicaceae. Gene Ontology annotation, molecular function: protein kinase activity; protein binding; ATP binding. The record is from RefSeq and is a predicted model, not a curated record. Gene Ontology annotation, biological process: protein phosphorylation. Bases 219 to 2288 code for a protein of 689 amino acids. The transcript has 15 exons.
CUGAAUUUGCCAAUUUUGGUUAACUGCCACACCUCACCAUUUCCAAAAAUUUGUUGUGUUCUUUCUUUUCAUGACCUAUCUAGCUUCCUCUCCUUUGGUUUUCCUGUGUUUCCUUCAUCCCCAAGGAAACCCGGAACCAACGCUGGGUUUCUCUUUGGAUCAUCAUCAUCAUCAUCUCUUUUGCUUUCCCCAAGAUUCUUGAUCUCUAAAAUAAAAAAAUGGCACCCAAUCUUCAGCGGUUGAUGAUGAUACUCUUCAUCUCAUGUUUUGGAAUCUUCAUCUCCCUUGUUCUUGCAAAAACAGAUAGCCAAGACGUUUCGGCUCUUAAUGACGCUUAUAAGAGCAUGAACUCUCCAUCAAAACUCAAUGGCUGGUCUUCAAGUGGAGGUGAUCCUUGUGGUGACUCAUGGGAUGGCGUUACUUGCAAGGGCUCUUCUGUUACUGAAAUAAAGGUGUCGGGACGUGGACUCAGUGGAUCUUUAGGUUACCAGCUCGCAAACUUGAAAUCACUCACUUACCUUGAUGUAAGCAAGAACAAUCUUAACGGAAACUUACCCUAUCAGCUUCCUGAGAAUCUUGUUUAUCUAGAUGCUUCUGAGAAUGACUUCAACGGUAAUGUGCCAUACUCUGUCUCUCUCAUGAACGACCUCACUUACCUAAACUUUGGUCGUAACAACCUCAAUGGUGAACUUAGCGACAUGUUUCAAAAACUUCCAAAACUUGAAACAAUUGAUCUGUCUUCUAAUCAACUCACAGGGAAGCUACCACAGAGUUUUGCUAAUCUAACAGGACUUAAAACAAUUCAUUUGCAAGACAAUCAAUUCAAAGGCUCUAUAAAUUCACUCAGAGACCUCCCUCAAAUCGAUGACGUAAACGUUGCAAACAAUCAGUUUACUGGUUGGAUCCCAAACGAGCUCAAGAACAUUGGAAACCUUGAAACUGGAGGAAACCGUUGGUCAAGCAGUAGACCUCCCUCACCACCUCCGGGGACUCGCCGUGUAGACAGAAACUCAGGAGGUGUUGGAGUAAGCAACAAGGCUCUGACCACAGGACUUAUAGUAGCAGUAUCUACCAUAGGUGGACUCAUUUUCACAGCAGGAGUGAUUGCGUUGUUCACUAGAAGAAAGAACUCUCAUCAUUCUUCUCACUUUUUCGACGAAGAGAAAGGAGGAAACAACCGAAGCAAACCGCUCUUCACGCCACAGCCUUCUCAGGUGCUUCAGUACGACUCUGUGGAUGACUUCAGAGGCCAGAAGACCGUUGACUCUAAUGCUUCGACAGAGACAAAGCCUUCUGUUAGAAGAACAUCUUCUGUCAGUUUCAAGAACUCUCCUACUUUCCACCUCAUACCUUCUUCUACACCGGUGGUUGCAGCCUCUGGUCGUUUCUCUAGCCUUGAAGACUCUCCUGACACACGCGGCGUCAAAGCGUUUACGCUCGUGGAGCUGCAGAACUCUGCUUCUGGCUUCUCGCCUAAUCGCCUAAUCGGUGAAGGAACUCUUGGACGUGUUUAUAAAGCUAAAUAUGAAGAUGGAAGGAAAUAUGCAGUGAAAGAGAUUGAUUCUUCACUGUUAGGGAAAAGGAAUGUGGAAGAUUUUUCACACAUAGUGUCCAACAUCUCCAGCAUUCACCACCCUAACAUGGCUGAGCUCGUUGGUUAUUGUUCAGAGCAAGGAAGGAACAUGCUUGUUUAUGAGUAUUUCACAAGUGGAUCACUUAACAGGUUCCUUCACCAGACUGAUGAUUUCAGCAGACCGUUAACUUGGAACACAAGAAUCCGAAUUGCUCUUGGAACUGCUCAAGCUAUAGAGUACCUUCAUGAAGUGUGUUCACCUCCAUUAGUUCACAAGAACAUCAAGUCAUCAAACAUUUUACUGGACAGUGAUCUAAUUCCUCAUCUCUCAGACUAUGGCUUGGCAAACUUUCACCAUCGGACAAGUCAGAAUCUUGGAGUUGGAUACAAUGCUCCAGAAUGCACAGAUCCUUCAGCUUACACAUUAAAGAGCGAUGUCUACAGCUUUGGUGUGGUGAUGCUGGAGCUGCUAACCGGUCGAAGGCCUUAUGACAGUGAAAGGCCCAAAGCAGAACAGUCUCUGGUUCGUUGGGCAAAGCCGAAGCUUAAAGAGAUGGAAACUCUAGAGGAGAUGGUUGAUCCUGCGUUGUGUGGACUAUACGCUCCAGAAUCUGUCUCGGCAUUUGCGGAUAUAGUUUCCAUCUGCGUAAUGUCGGAGCCUGGACUUAGGCCACAAGUGUCAAAUGUGGUGGAGGCACUGAAGAGGCUAGUAUAGUCUAGUGCCUCAAGUUGUGUAUGUUCUGAAGAAAAGAAGAAGAAGAAGAAUAACUCUUUUGGAGAUUUGUGGUUAAAACCUGAGAAACUUGUGAUCAAACUCGAGCUCUCAAAAAGCUUUUGGAUUCAGGUUUGUGUAGAGAGAAAAGGUGGAGGAAAAGAGAGAGACAGAGAUUGUAUUAUUCAGUUUUCUUGUUUUUGUUUCAUCUAACGUUUAGGUUAAAUCUUUUAUACAUUUGAGGAGAAGUAAAACAAAAGAAAAAACUCGUAA